UCCAAUGAGUAACUCCCGGAAUAACCGGGUGAUGGUGGAGGGGGUCGGGGCCCGGGUAGUGCGCGGCCCGGACUGGAAGUGGGGGAAGCAGGACGGCGGCGAAGGCCAUGUGGGCACAGUCCGGAGCUUCGAGAGCCCAGAGGAGGUGGUGGUAGUCUGGGACAACGGCACCGCUGCAAACUACCGCUGUUCCGGGGCCUACGAUCUGCGCAUCCUGGACAGCGCGCCCACCGGCAUCAAGCAUGAUGGAACCAUGUGUGAUACCUGCCGCCAGCAACCAAUCAUUGGCAUUCGAUGGAAAUGUGCAGAGUGUACAAAUUAUGAUUUGUGCACAGUGUGUUACCAUGGAGAUAAACAUCACUUAAGACAUCGCUUUUACAGAAUUACCACACCAGGAAGUGAGCGGGUUCUAUUAGAAUCUCGUAGAAAAUCUAAGAAGAUUACAGCCAGAGGAAUCUUUGCUGGUGCCAGAGUGGUACGAGGAGUGGACUGGCAAUGGGAAGAUCAGGAUGGCGGAAAUGGACGUAGGGGAAAGGUAACAGAAAUCCAGGACUGGAGUGCAUCAAGCCCACACAGUGCAGCGUACGUUCUCUGGGAUAAUGGUGCUAAGAACCUUUACAGAGUUGGCUUUGAGGGCAUGUCUGAUCUGAAGUGUGUCCAGGAUGCCAAAGGAGGUUCUUUCUACAGAGAUCACUGCCCUGUGCUAGGUGAGCAGAAUGGCAAUAGGAAUCCUGGUGGAUUACAGAUUGGUGACCUGGUAAAUAUAGAUCUUGACUUAGAAAUUGUACAGUCUCUGCAGCAUGGUCAUGGAGGAUGGACCGAUGGAAUGUUUGAAACUUUAACUACAACUGGAACUGUUUGUGGUAUUGAUGAAGAUCAUGACAUUGUAGUACAGUAUCCAAGUGGCAAUAGGUGGACCUUCAAUCCUGCUGUUCUCACUAAAGCAAACAUUGUCCGGAGUGGGGAUGCUACUCAAGGAGCAGAAGGAGGAACCUCACAGUUUCAAGUGGGUGAUCUCGUACAAGUUUGUUAUGAUCUGGAAAGAAUUAAACUUUUACAAAGAGGACAUGGCGAAUGGGCUGAAGCGAUGCUUCCAACUUUAGGUAAAGUUGGCCGAGUACAACAGAUUUAUUCAGACAGUGAUUUAAAGGUGGAAGUUUGUGGAACUUCUUGGACAUAUAAUCCAGCAGCAGUUUCCAAAGUGGCAUCUGCAGGAUCGGCCAUUAGCAAUGCAUCUGGUGAAAGACUCUCACAGCUCCUGAAGAAAUUAUUUGAAACCCAAGAAUCUGGUGACCUCAACGAAGAAUUAGUUAAGGCUGCUGCUAAUGGAGAUGUUGCUAAAGUAGAAGAUUUGUUAAAAAGACCAGAUGUGGAUGUAAAUGGGCAAUGUGCUGGCCACACAGCUAUGCAAGCUGCUAGUCAGAAUGGACAUGUUGACAUUUUGAAGUUACUUUUGAAACAAAACGUGGAUGUAGAAGCAGAGGAUAAAGAUGGCGAUAGAGCAGUUCACCAUGCAGCUUUUGGAGAUGAAGGUGCUGUUAUAGAAGUGCUCCACCGAGGCAGUGCUGACUUGAAUGCGCGCAAUAAGCGCCGACAGACACCGCUUCAUAUUGCUGUCAAUAAAGGUCAUCUUCAAGUUGUGAAGACUUUAUUGGACUUUGGCUGUCAUCCUAGUCUCCAGGAUUCUGAAGGUGAUACCCCUCUUCAUGAUGCAAUAAGUAAGAAGCGUGAUGACAUCCUGGCAGUUCUUCUGGAAGCUGGUGCAGAUGUUACCAUCACCAACAAUAAUGGGUUUAAUGCUCUGCAUCAUGCUGCACUAAGGGGAAAUCCCAGUGCAAUGCGUGUUUUACUGUCUAAAUUGCCACGACCGUGGAUUGUGGAUGAGAAGAAAGAUGAUGGCUAUACUGCCUUGCAUCUGGCUGCCCUUAAUAAUCAUGUGGAAGUGGCUGAACUGUUGGUGCAUCAGGGCAAUGCAAACCUGGAUAUCCAAAAUGUGAACCAACAAACUGCCCUACACCUUGCUGUUGAACGACAGCACACCCAAAUUGUUAGGCUUUUGGUCCGUGCAGGCGCCAAGCUAGAUAUUCAGGAUAAGGAUGGGGAUACUCCUUUGCAUGAAGCUCUGAGGCAUCACACUUUGUCUCAGCUUCGUCAGCUCCAAGAUAUGCAAGAUGUAGGGAAGGUGGACGCUACCUGGGAGCCAUCCAAAAACACAUUAAUAAUGGGACUUGGUACCCAAGGGGCAGAGAAGAAGAGUGCAGCAUCUAUUGCCUGUUUCUUGGCAGCCAAUGGUGCUGACCUUGGCAUUCGCAAUAAGAAGGGUCAGUCGCCACUUGAUCUCUGUCCUGAUCCAAGUCUCUGCAAAGCACUGGCAAAGUGUCAUAAGGAAAAAGUCAGUGGUCAAGUGGGUUCUAGAAGUCCUUCUAUGAUUAGUAAUGAUUCUGAAACCUUAGAAGAGUGUAUGGUGUGCUCAGACAUGAAGAGAGAUACUCUUUUUGGCCCAUGUGGACAUAUUGCUACCUGUUCUUUAUGUUCUCCACGAGUCAAGAAAUGCCUCAUCUGUAAAGAACAAGUUCAAUCCCGGACAAAGAUUGAAGAAUGUGUGGUAUGCUCUGACAAGAAAGCAGCUGUUCUUUUUCAACCCUGUGGACAUAUGUGUGCUUGUGAGAACUGUGCUAGCCUCAUGAAAAAGUGCGUGCAGUGUCGGGCAGUGGUUGAACGAAGAGUGCCUUUCAUUAUGUGCUGUGGAGGGAAAAGUACAGAAGAUGCUGCUGAUGAUGUCUCUAGUGGGAAUAUUCCAGUAUUACAAAAGGACAAGGAUAAUACCAAUGUCAACGCAGAUGUGCAGAAGUUACAGCAACAGCUGCAGGACAUUAAAGAGCAGACCAUGUGCCCUGUGUGUUUGGAUCGUCUGAAGAAUAUGAUUUUCCUCUGUGGCCAUGGAACAUGCCAGCUCUGUGGAGACCGCAUGAGUGAAUGUCCUAUUUGUCGCAAGGCUAUUGAACGAAGGAUUCUUUUGUAUUAAUUAAGAAAUACAAUGUAUUUUGUUAGCUAAAACAUCUGGUCAUGAGAUCUUAGUAAGCUUUUGAGCUAAUUGGAAGGUCCAAUGAGUUAAUAUCUAAUAUAGCUUCUUUACUAGAGGGUAAUUAGACUGUAAGUGUUUGUGUUUGAAAUUGUGUUUUUAGUGGGGUUUGGUGAGGUUUUUUCCUUUAAAAUAUCACAUCCAUGUAAUUCAUAGGUAAUUUACUUUUAGCUUCUAAGGGGAAGCCUUUCAAGAUAUCCUGUUAUUUUUGCUUUUAUUGCAUUUUCUCUUACAGUUUAUAAAUUUGUUAGACAUCAAAAACAUGCUUGUGAUCAGUUAUCUUUCAGUUUGGCUGUACAUAGCGAGUUGAUGCAGGUACUGUGAGACUUGAUGUAUCAAAUGAAAGGGGCAAGUCAAGCCACUGUGUCACAGAUGGUAAAUGCCGGUGCAUGGUUAAGGGAAUAUUGGAGGGAGAUGACUGGAAGCUAUCCACAUGUUUGUUUCUCAGUUUUUAAGAGUAAUUGGAGGCAUAGAGUGGACACAUAAUGACUUUGCAUUUAGCUUAUUUUCUAGAUUCAAAAGGAAACUUGUUUAACUUGAAUCAAAUUAUCAUUUUCAGAUGAAUGACUGACAUGUAAAGGAAAAAUAAGCAGAGUGGGCAACUGACGGGGAAAUAAUAGUAAGAGUACUUAUAAACUGAUUAUAUAACUGUUAACGGUCAGUUAUAUUAAUUUUUACACUGUUUUGUUCAGCCAGCAUUUUAACAAACAUCUGUGAAAAGUAUACUUCAGUUUUCCCUGUGAUUACCUACUUCUGUUGGUCUGACCAGGGAAAUGACAUUGCUGUAUUUGGACCUCUGAGGGUCUAUUUAGCUUUUCUAGUGUACUGAAUAGUAAGUACCGUAGUGAUCUGCAAAGGACAAUGUAUUGUCCAAAGGCAGCAAUCUUUUCUCCUCUGGAUCAAUUAAUUCUGAUAGUGUUAAUGAUUCUGCCCUCAUUGUUGGCUUUACUUACAGUUCUCAGUAAGUCUUACUAUAAAGAAAACAGUCUCCUUUUAUAUCUGCUGAUGAGAGUAAUAUUUAAACUGCCAACAAUAUUCAAGACACAGUAAAUAACCUAAUGGUAAAUACUGUAGAAAGCAUGACCAGGACAUUUACAGAAAUGUCUGAUUAUCUGUAAUUAUUAUUCUUUUUGUUUGUAGACACAAACUUUAAAGCAUCUAACUAUUUUCUCUCCUUUGAAUGAGUUGCCUCGAGGGUAUAUACAUAAACAAGUGUUUUGCUGCUAGAUUGUAUGAAUAUCAGCUGUUUACAAUAGGAUCUACUCUAUACUUACUUCUAUGAGUAGUUUUUUUUCUCCUUUAAGUCUGAUUAGCUUUUCUUAUUUCAGUUUUUCUACUACAACAUCUAAAUUUAAGAUUACAUGUCUCCAGCUCUCACAACACUGCUUUUGGCUGUUUAAUUGUUGCUGCCUUUGGAAGUCCUGGUGAAGGCCGUGGAGCUCUGCUGGCUGGUUUUGUAGUCUUGACAAUUCCGUAUCUGAGUUUAUUAUUUAGAACAGUAAAACUUUUAUAAAUUUCUAAUUCGAAAUUUUAUAUUCAGUCUAUUCAAUUAUCUAAUGAGGGGCCACUGAGGCUAUUUUUAAAAACUAUUUUGAAGUUAUAAAAGGGCAGAACAUCUGACUGAUGAUGUUCAUGUAAAGACAUAGACUAUUUUCUUGCAGAUUUGAAAACAGCAUAAGUCAGGUCUUUCCUGUCCUUCCAUGCCAUAGGCUGUCCACCUGUUUUCCACUAGAUCACCUGGUGAGGAAGCAGCACCUGGUUGAUUCUUGCAGAGUUUGGCCAGAGAACCUGGUGGCGUAUAGCUCUACUUAAACAAGUCCUUUUUAUUUAUCUUCUGAGCUGCAGUACUAAAAGUCAUAUCCCUAAAGGUAAUAUCGUCUUCUAGACUAGUUUUAUUAUUUCCUUCAUGAUACAAGUAUAAUAACUUACAAAAUUCUGUUAUAGAAGUCAUAAAGUCACUAUAAUUAUAGUUCUAAAUAUUUAUGGAUUUCCUGUAUUUGUAUAACUUUGCAAUUUGUUUCAUGAAUAGAAAAUAUUUACUUACUUACGUUUUUAAGCACCUAAAAAUCAUUUAAAAUUUAUUUUGGAUUUGUGAGAGAGUGUAAGAUUAAGAACUUAGUCAACUUUAGUGACUUUCCUGCAACUCUCUGAAUCUGCUACCUCUUUUUAUUAUUAAGUCUCUUAGCAGUACUUUUCCAGUUAGGUGUAUUUGCCCCUCAUUUCUAAACCUCUUUAUCCUGUGCCUCAAGAAAGCUUUUACUUUUCCUUAAAAAGUCAUUUAAAAAUUACAGGCUUUCAUUUAAAAAGUAUUUAUUGGGCCAUAGGGGCUAGAUACACAACAUUGAAAAAAGUCAAGGCCAGGUGCAGUGGUUCAUGCCUGUAAUCCUAGCAUGUGGGGAGGCAUAAGAGGGAGGAUUGCUCGAGGCCCAGAGUUUGAGACCCAGUCUCUGCAAAAAAAAAAAAAAAAAAAGGAAAAGAAAAAAAUCUUUGCACACUCAAAAUUUGUUGUGCUGUUGUAUGUAUUUAAAGUAAUCUGUAGUCAAAAGGAAGAGAUCCAAAGGUAUAAAACAUUUCCUAAGGUUUCAGAAGAGUUGCCAUUGAGUUGUAUUUGGAUUCCCUCUCUGUCACCCUGUCACCCUGUUCCCCUGCCACAUUUCCUCCUUUCUUACUCGAGGAUUAUUCGCUCCGUUAUGCAGAACACACACACAACUUACCAGAUGGUGCUAUUCUAAUGGUGUUCAUCCACAUAAUUUAACUUUCUUACUGCUUAUACUAUAUACAUAUUUAAUUUUGUUGGGAACAAGAAGAUUUUCAAGAGAAGAUAAUUUUGUAUUAGUAUAGGAAUAUUAUAUUAGACAAAUGUUUAGUUUAGCUGGCCAAAAUAUGCUUAAGGUAUUUGUAACUUUAAACAUUGCAAAUUGACUGGCUAGCUACUGAGGCAUAAAAAUUAAUCUAUAGAUAAAGUUGAAAAUAACUUGAUUAAAUUUAUAUUUUUGAUGGCUUUAGCUUGUAAAAACAUUUUAGCAUAUUGAAAUGCAUGCUAUUUAGGAUUUGCCCAGUUCAAAUUUCAAAGCUUGCUGGGUUAUUUUCAUAAGGUGGAAACAUCCUGUCUAGUUACAUGUUGCCCAGUCGCUUCUCUUGGUUUAUUCUGAAUCCCGGACCCUUUUUGGACUAGGUACAAUUGUUAAAUUUAUGAACUAAAAUUAAGGAGGGAGUCAGGAUAGUGAGGCUGGAAUAGAUAGGAAAGAGAUAAAAAGGAUCAUGUAGAUUCCAAUAAAACAUUAGUGGAGACAGUAUAUUUAAGUAAGUAAUGAAAAGGGUCUUUCAACAAAUCAGUUCUUAAUAUAGUUUAAUUGUCACUUUGUAAAUUAUAGGCUUUAAUACAGCUUGCUUUUUUGUUUUUUAAAUUCAAAAGGAAAAACACUUAUCCUCUCAGAAUGUCUGAAAUGUUUUAUAGUAGUAAUUUGUGUAAAAAUUCAAUUUUGAGAUAGGUAUUUUUUGCAUUUCUAUUGUGGUAAAAAAAACACGUAACAUAAAAUUUACCAUCUUAACUCUUUCCUAGUAUAUAGUUCAGUAGUAUUAAGUACAUUUACAUUGUUGUGAAACAGAUCUCCAGAACUUUUCACGUUAUAAAACUGAAAACUCUAUACUAGUUAAACAACUCCCCAUUUUCUCCUCCCCCUAGUGGAAUAGAAUUUUUGAUUGUAUGUAAAUCAAGAAAUACCUGAAAUAUUAGUAGUUUAUGUUUGUAGGAUCUAACGUCUUGGUAAACGUCUAGUUCCUAGAAUUCAGGAGAGGACAGCGUUUCUCCCCCUUUCCCCCCAGUUGUUAGCGGUCAUUGAGUAUGUUUCAAAUGUCUGUUAAUUGAAACAAUUUUGUUAUUUUGAGCCAUAGGGGAGAGAUACAUUUUAAGUGUUAGAAUUAGGUUAGCUUUUUUGUACUGAAUUGGGAAGGUAAUAGACUUUCACAAAUUAUGUGUGCCUUGUUGUUGAAAAUGUCAGUUGUCUUUACAUCUACUUAUAGAAGUUCCAAAAUAUGUUUUUUUCCUCCAAAAGGCAACCUAAUUUCAUUUGCUUGACUAUUAUGAUAGGAAUGCUUACUGAUAUUACUUGAUAAUCAUAUAUAGCCUUGGAACUUUAACAUAUAUAUAAAACUAUAGCAGUAUUAAUAAUAUAGUUGUAUUUCUUUAUGACAUUAAAUUUAAGGAAACUU
Messenger RNA from Nycticebus coucang (slow loris), 7294 nucleotides. It is a transcript of the gene MIB1, whose product is annotated as MIB E3 ubiquitin protein ligase 1. Gene Ontology annotation, cellular component: cytoplasm. Gene Ontology annotation, biological process: protein ubiquitination. The record is from RefSeq and is a predicted model, not a curated record. NCBI's taxonomy places the organism in Eukaryota, Metazoa, Chordata, Mammalia, Primates, Lorisidae. Gene Ontology annotation, molecular function: protein binding; zinc ion binding; ubiquitin-protein transferase activity. The transcript has 21 exons. Bases 5 to 3025 code for a protein of 1006 amino acids.